Malaya genurostris is the source of this 465-nucleotide messenger RNA. It is a transcript of the gene Tbca, whose product is annotated as tubulin-specific chaperone A. Gene Ontology annotation, cellular component: cytosol; microtubule cytoskeleton. The coding region runs from base 118 to 465 and encodes 115 amino acids. Lineage: Eukaryota; Metazoa; Arthropoda; Insecta; Diptera; Culicidae. The record is from RefSeq and is a predicted model, not a curated record. Gene Ontology annotation, molecular function: beta-tubulin binding. The transcript has 3 exons. Gene Ontology annotation, biological process: tubulin complex assembly; post-chaperonin tubulin folding pathway.
AUAUGAAUCUGGUAACCCUGGUGCGAGGUUUGUCCGCGGCGUUGAUCAGAUCUGCUUUACUUCGUUGUCUGUGCUGUAUUCGAAGACCAGUAAUCAAAGAACGUUCUCAUUGUUGCAAUGUCCGACCCAAGGUUACGCCAGCUCACAAUCAAAACCGGUGUGGUGAAACGCCUGUCGAAGGAGAAAACCGUAUACGAAAAGGAAGUCGAUACACAGCGAAACCGUAUCGAGAAACUCAAGGCAAACGGAGCGGACGAUCAUGACAUUCGCAAGCAGGAAGAGGUACUGCAAGAAUCGAUGAUGAUGGUUCCGGACUGCCAGCGAAGAUUAGCAAAAGCCUACGAAGAAUUGAACGAAAUGUUGAAAAAUGAAGAGGAACUAAAGGAAAGUGAUCAGUACAUUGCGGCUCUGUCCAUCUUAGAGGACGCCAAAGUGAACCUUCCGAACAAUAGCAUGCAGUUAUAG